GCUUUAGCUAUUGUGGCUGUAAAACGGGCGUUAUUGGUUUGAUUUUCAGAGGAGACGAAAUGUUACUUUAAAUAUUUUGUUAUUAAUUCGUAAGAUAAUAUAAUAUAAAUAUAUAUAUUUGUUAUUCAAUUAAACAUCCUUUUAUUCUUCUCAGACAAUGGAUCAAGCAGUAAUUGUAAUAAUAGUUCUCUCAGCAAUUUUAAGCAUUCUUUUGAUAUUACUAAUAAUUAUAAUAUUGAGAUUAAAGAAGCAAAGACAGUUAUGCUUUCGUAAUAAUAAGAAAAAAAGAAAGAAAAGAACUGUGAAACAUGUAAUUGCUCAAGAUAAUCCUGUUAAAGAGUAUACAGACCCGAAUUUAAAUGAUAACGAACGAGUUACACCUGUCAGAGAUAAUUUAGAUCAUAGAAGAAAUUUAUCCGAAAAGGGGAAGAAUAAAUUACCCACUAGGAUAAAAGCUGAGGCUUUAUUUCAGUAUGUAAAGGAAAACACUAUAGGACUCAUUAGACAAUUUCAGGAUAUACCCUUUCAGUUCUCUGAUUUAUCGUCUAAAGCAUUCGAAAGAGCAGAAAAUAAAGCUAAAAAUAAGUAUUUAAAUAUAAAACCUUAUGACCAGACAAGAGUAAUAUUAAAAACUAAUGAAACAGAGAUAGAAAGAAUGGAUACAAAACCAAAUUAUAACAAUUUAAGCAACUUAAAAACUACUUUACAUAACGACUACAUAAAUGCCAAUUUCAUAACUGGUUACAACAAUAGUUCAAGAGAAUACGUGGCUAGCCAAGGAACAAAAGAAAAUACGGAGGUAGAUUUUUGGAGAAUGGUAUCAACUCUUAAGUCAAAUAGGAUAGUAAUGCUAACAAAAUGUGUUGAAUCUUCUCUUAAAUGUACCCAUUAUUGGCCCAAAGAAUUUAAUAAAGCAGAGUCUUAUGGCCAUAUAAACGUCACGUUGGAAAAGGAAGACGAAUAUGCAGAUUUUACCGUAAGAACUUUCAAACUGCAUGAGGAUGAUAAUGAGACUGAAGUGCGUCAAUAUCAUUAUACUGCUUGGCCAGACAAGGGAGUUCCUGAAUUUCCUACUUCCUUAUUAGAAUUUAGGGAAUUUAUUAGAAAGCAGGAUGAUAUUUAUGGAAAUGCAAGUCCACUUAUCGUACAUUGCAGUGCUGGCGUCGGAAGGACAGGAACUUUCAUAUUAAUUGAUUCCAUGUUGAAGAUGCAAAAAAAAGAAAAUUAUGUUGAUUUGUUCAAGUUCUUAUAUCAGAUGCGCAGAGAGAGAAUGUAUCUUAUUCAAACAGAUGAGCAGUAUAUAUUUGCUUAUAACUCAAUAGUAGAGAAGCUUGAAACAGGAGACACAGCCAUAAAAAUGGAAGAUUUUAAAAGAGUUUACUCACAAUUAGUUAAAAAUUUUGAUUCUCCUGACCAAUCGUCAAUUUUGCACGGUCAUUUUAAUAGUUUGAAAAAAUUAAGGCCCGCCAAAUACAUAGAUAUACACGAAGCAAAAAUGCAUUUAGACGGCUUUCGGGAAGAAAAUAAAGCAAAAAAUCGUCGCCUCUCCCUCCUACCUCAAGAUAGAUAUAGACCUUGUCUUCAGCCUAUGACUGGACGAACAAAUUAUAUCAAUGCCAUUCGCCUGGAUGGCAGUCUUCAUAAAAACACUUUUAUUAUUACACAAGCUCCCAUGAAGGAUACAAUAAUCGAUUUCUAUAGACUAGUUAUCGACUCGGCAUCAUCGGUGGUGGUGAUGCUCAAUGAAAUAAAUAAUGAGGAUUGUCCACAGUAUUGGCCAGAGCAAGAGGGAGAUCAUAUGGAAUUUGGACCAAUUACUGUAAAACUAUUGGAACAAGAAGUUAACUUUAAUUCGACGAUAAUUUUCAGUAAACUAGAAAUAUCACAGACAGAAAAUGAAAGGAUAUUUACAACGACAGUCGAUCACUAUAGAUUUACAAACUGGCCAGGAGAUAAUAGAUCGGAUGAUUCGGUAGUUGAUCUUGCCCGAUUAAUUAAUCUUUCUUUCCUCACCCAUGAUAAUAAAAAGAGGAUUAAACUAUCUCCAAUAAUUGUUCAUUGCUUACACGGAACGAUAAGGAGUGGCGUUUUUGCAACCGCUGCCUUAGCUUUAGAGAAAAUGAAAGUAAAUAGAGAAGUGGAUAUUUUUCAUUCUUCAAAGUUGGUGCUCGGAAGUAGACCUCAGACAAUAGAUUCAGCUGUAAGGAACACCCUUCCUGGUAUGAAAUACUUAGGUUGUUUGAUUGUAUUUUUACUGGCUUUCUGUGAUGUCAAAGGAACAUUAUCCUUCACUUCUCCCUCGGCUAACUCGGAGGUUCACUUGACUGAAAACAAUAAUGGUGACGCCGCAUCACCUGUUACCAUUUCUUUCAACCUGGAAUCGAAUGGAGGCGUAACACCUUAUACUUAUUCAAUAGUAAGUGGGGGUGACAGCAAGUUUGAAAUCGAUACUUCUCCAGAUCCUGAUAUUUUUCGUCAAAAGUCUGGCGCUUUAUUUGAUUAUGAAACAACUUCAUCGUACACAAUUGAGUUGAAAGUUAUUGAUAGCACUGGCGGUACCAGCCUUACUGCUUCUGUAACUUUCACCGUUAUAGUGGAUGAUUGGAACGACGAAACCCCUCAACUCGGUUCAGCUUCUUAUACAGCAUCAGUUGAUGAAUCUCAAGAUCCUGGUGCUGCUGUAACUCUCUCGCCAACUAUAUCGUCAUCAGAUGGCGAUGCAAUUGACAAUGGAAAUCUAAGAUAUAGCUUGACAGGGGCUGACUCUACGUAUUUUCAAAUAAAUGCGGUAAAUGGAAUCUUAAAAACAUCAUCAAUUCUAGAUGCUGAUCCCUCUGGAAAAACUUACACAAAUGUAAAAAUCGUAGUAACUGAUUUGGCGGGAAAGACCUCAACUGCUGCAGUCACAGUUACUGUUAAUGACUUGAAUGAUGUCGUUCCCACAUGCGAUCCUUCAGUGUACUAUGCGUCCAUUAACGAAAACACUGCAGUCAGCACAUCACUAUUGCAAUUCUCUUGCACGGAUACUGACAAUACCGCCUCCUUUAAAGCUUUAACAUUUUCAAUAACUUCUGGGGAUGAUACGGGAUCAGAAAAAUUUCAAAUAGCAAAUACAAACGAAUUACAUACAACAACUACAUCUUGCGACUAUGAGGACUUAACUCAACAAAAAUAUACAUUGGCUGUCACAGUUAAGGAUGCAACAACAAACUUUAAUAGUGUCAAUAUAACAGCAAUAAUAAAUAUAAAUCCUAUUAACGACAACACACCCACGUGGUCAUCUACGCCCACUGGUGGGUCAUUUUAUGAGAAUCAAACAAUCGGCGAGAUACUCACUACAUUGCAGGCUACUGACACAGACAAGGGAGCGAAUGGAGACAAUACCUUAUCAUAUCACAUAAUUUCAGCAACUACACAAACGUCCGCUGAUUCCUCGGCACUAUUCAAAAUAGAUCCAAUCACAGGAAAUAUUCUGACAGUCGCAUCCCUAGAUAAGGAUACUGGCAUAACAGAACACAGACUGGUAGUGAAGGCACAGGAUGACGGAACUUCUCCUGGUAUAAAGAGUGUGACGGCUUCCAUAACAUAUACAAUACUUGACUACAACGAAUUUCAACCAACGUUUGACAAAACAAUCUACACUGUCAGUAUAAAUGAAAAUACCAACGUAGGUACAACAAUCCAAACAUUAACUGCAACUGACCAAGACGACACAAGUGCCUUUACCUUUAGUUUUGGAACCGGUAAUGAAUUGGAUCAUUUUGAAAUAACAACUUCCUCUAACAAUGGCCAUGUGAAAAUAAAAAGUACUAUUGAUCCUGAUGGUGGAAGUCCACCUUCUUUCUAUACAUUGCAGGUUAAAGUGACUGAUGGGUCAUCUACACCAGCAGCACUCACUUCUACAGCCACCAUUCAGAUUUCAAUAUUGGAUAUAAAUGAUAAUAAUCCAUCAUUCUCUCCAGCUCCAGCACCAUACAAUUUGCCAGAAAAUACUCCAGCAGGAACAACAAUAAUAACCCUUGUGGCCACUGAUGAUGACUUUAAUAGUGAACUAACAUUUUCAGAAGGAACUGGUGAUACAAAUGAUAACUUUGCCAUUCAAAGUGAUGGAAAGAUUGUUCUCCUCAAACAAAUUGACUAUGAUACAAUGGGAGUUAGCAAAAUAAUUAACCUCCAAGCAAUUGUUAGUGAUGGCUCAAAUACAGCAACUGCUACUGCUCAGAUUACAGUUACUGAUGUGUCUGAUUUAACACCAAGCUGCAACCCAGCUGCUGUAUCCGCAAACAUCAGUGAGACAGCAUCUGUCAAUGAUGCAGUUGUUCAAUUGUCCUGCUCUGAUGAUGGCAGUUUAACAUAUUCUAUUGCUAGUGGAAAUACAAACACAGCAUUCAAGUUUGUAAGUAAUGAAAUUCAAGUAAAUGAUAUUGGAGCUGGUUCUACAGCCUUAGACUAUGAUGCUGGAGUGAAAGUGUACAAUUUGAUUGUUGAUGUUUCUGAUGGAACUAAUACAAUCAAUGUACCAGUAACAAUAUCAAUAAAUCCAGUUGAUGAAGGAGCACCAACUUUCACUAAUACAGCAGUGAAUGUCAAUGAAAAUGAGGUGGUUGGCUUUAGUGUUGCAACUUUUGCAGCAUCUGAUGUUGAUGCAAGUCCACACAAUGUUCAAAAGUACUCAAUUACCUCAGGAAAUAGCGAAGGAAAGUUUGUUAUAAAUCCAUCUACUGGAGAAGUGUCUUUAAAAGACACUUUAGAUUAUGAGACAACCACCACAUAUGCUUUGACUAUACAAGCAGAUGAUGGCACUGCAACUGGAAGUGGUAUCUUGACAGUCAAUGUUCAAGAUAUAAAUGAUAACACUCCUAGCUGUCCAAAAUCUUUAUACAUUCCUACUGCAGUAAAUGAAAAUGAAGCAAGUGACACUUUGGUUUUGAAUUUAACAGAAUGUAGUGAUCCUGAUACUUCAUCAAAUUUUGGAUCAAUUACUAUGUCUAUAACUGGAGAUAAUGGUCGAUUUGCUGUAUCCAACAUGUUAAUUAAAACUACUUCAACACCACUUGAUUAUGAAAGUGCAACAACUUAUACUUUGAUUAUAACAUUGACCGAUAAUGGAGGUGUCAGUCCAUCAAAUACUGGAACUGUUACAGCUAUAGUCAAUGUUGCCCAAUGA
Molecule: messenger RNA, 5167 nt
Organism: Dimorphilus gyrociliatus
Lineage: Eukaryota; Metazoa; Annelida; Polychaeta; Dinophilidae
Source: the annotation of a GenBank genome assembly